This is a messenger RNA of Phalacrocorax carbo (great cormorant), 5598 nucleotides long. The record is from RefSeq and is a predicted model, not a curated record. NCBI's taxonomy places the organism in Eukaryota, Metazoa, Chordata, Aves, Suliformes, Phalacrocoracidae.
GGGGCGGGUAGCGGCCAGGGCGCCUGUUCCCCCGUGGGGAUUGGCUGGCUCGGCCCCUUCCCGCGGUAGAGCGGGUGGCUCCUCCUCCUCCUCUUAGCCGGGCGCCUCACGGGGCCGUGGGGGCCGGCCGCUGCCGAGAGCUGCGCUGUCCCUCACCCGAGGCUGGCUCCCGCCGUGGAGCUGCCCCGAGCCGGGCGGCGCCUGACGGCCAGGCCGCGGGCCCUCCGGGCGGGGAGUUCCCGGCCGAGAGAAACGAGGCGGCCCUGCGCUGUGCCGGGGACAGCCGCUGCACCUUAACACGAGGUCCUCAGCCAGCAUCUUGGCAAGCUCGGAAAUUGGUCCCAUCGGUCGCCCUUGUCGUUGGUAACGAGUGAGCACCAGCCACCUGCUUGCGCCUCCACACGAACGGAGAAACUAAGGCACAGCGACAGAGUUGUUCAGUGUGCAGGAAUCUCGGGUGGAGAAGCGAGUGUUGAUGGCUGCACGGCCAGGAUACAUCCAAGCCUAUCCACUUGAAACUAACGCUGGUUACGAGGCCUGCUCCUCUGGCUGGGACCUGACCACGGUUGGGCAGCUUCUCAGAAUCUCAUCCUACACCAAGAAAACUGUAACUAUCCCCUGCUGCUAAAUUCAAGCCAAACACCUCUUUCUGAAACGAGUAGCACCACAUACAUAGGCCAGAACAAUCAGAAUUAGGUUAACACAUUUGAAAACAAACAGCUGGAUUUAAGAAAGUAACUGUCUACAUUUAGAUGCUAACAGGUAACAGAUGAAAGAUAGAAUCCUCCAGUUUUGCCUGAAAUGUAUCUGCUAGAUGAACUGAACUUGAAUUUUCAGAUUACGUUUAACACAUUAUUGAAAAGUUUCCAGCAGGUUUUGAAUUACAUGCCUUUUUGCAAAAGCAAAAAACCUAGUUGUAUACUUCGGUAUCAAGCUUUAACCUUAAGUACAGAAGGGAGACUGAAUGCAUGACAUAGAAGAAUUGCCAAGUAAUUCUAAACGUCAGAUGAAUGCAAAAAAAAAACAACCCACAAACCUGAAAGUCCACCAAAAUGACUGCAAACUGAGAAAAAUACAUUCAAUUGUACAUACGGAGAAGGGUUCCACGUUGCUGAAACAGGUACCAGGGAGAAGCUGGUUUGGAAGACUCCAUGGAAGUAGUAUUUCUACAUGUGGGCUAUUUAAAACUAAUUCAGAUUUUUAAUUUAAAAAUCAGGAGAAAAUACUGCUGGAAGUAACAUUAGAAAGCCUUCCCUCUUCAUUACACACUGAAAACCUGAGAAAUGCAAGGAAAAUAUCAAACACCCUGGAGUCAAAGCAGAUUGUCCAGCUUAAAACUGCUAAUAGCACUCUCCAUCUCUUCUAUGCUACUGAUCCUCAAAAGAUUGUCUCUCCAAUCCUAUUUCACCACCUAAUAUGGAACAAUCAAAAAAGCAAAAUAUGGAUAAGAACUUUCAAGAAGAACGGCUGACAGCAAUUAUUAAAUUUACACCUCCUUUGUACAAACAACGCUACCAGUUCGUUAAAGAUUUAGUGGGGAAAUACAAACCUAAGAAGGUGGUGGAUUUAGGAUGUGCUGACUGUACACUUCUCUGGAUGCUGAAAUUCUGCAGUUGCGUUGAAGUGUUAGCCGGGCUAGAUAUCUGUGCAAGUGUAAUGAAAGAGAAUAUGCAUAGGUUGUCUCCUCUUCCUGGUGAUUAUUUGCAGCCGAAUGAAAGAUCCCUAACUGUUACCUUGCAUCAUGGUUCAGUUGCGCAUAAAGAUCCUUGCUUACUUGGUUUUGACUUGGUCACGUGUAUUGAACUAAUAGAGCACCUGGAACAAUCAGAACUGAAGAAGUUUCCUGAAGUGGUGUUUGGUUUCAUGGCUCCAAGCAUAGUUGUGAUCAGUACUCCAAAUUCUGAAUUUAACUCUUUGCUUCCAGGAGUGACAUCAUUCAGGCAUCCAGACCACAAAUUUGAAUGGAACCAAGCACAGUUUCAAAGCUGGGCUCUAGAGACUGCUGGACGCUAUGAUUACUCAGUGGAAUUUACUGGCGUAGGGCACCCACCAACAGGAAUGGAGAAUGUUGGAUUUUGUACCCAAAUAGGCGUGUUUUUUAGGAAAUAUCCUCAAACCAGUGAUUCUGCUCAAUCCGAGAAACCCACUGAAGCAGUUUAUAAAACAGUCUUCAGAGCCGUGUAUCCAAGUCUUAAAGAUGAGAAGUACCUGCAGAAUGCAGUGGUCAGUGAAGUUAUUUUCACAGCACAAAUCAUAAAGCGAAGUCUGCUGGACCGUUUAAUGUCAGAACAUGAAGAGUAUAACGAGGAUCCUACUGAGAGAAAAUCCGAAUUCCAACCUUCAAUAAAGUGUUUUUCAGAAGAUCUUGAAAAACUGGUUGCUGAAAAAGGCGUGGAACAAUUUGUCAAUGGAAAUACUGUUUAUAUACCUCUUACAACAAUCUUUUCUUUUCCCAAAGUGAAUCAACUUUGUGGUACCUUCGAGAAGUUUUGCAAGCUUAUUGCUGGCAAGGUCACACUGAGCAGUGAUGGUUCUGCUGUGCUGGUCAAUACUGAACAUGAAAACGAAGAGCAUGAGAUUGCAGAUUUAUCAUAGCAAGUUCAGUUAAAGUAUUUUUUUAGUAGCGGUCAAAUGGUGUGUUCUGUAUGCUGGCUAGAACUACAAAAUAUUUUCUAAACCUUCCAGUAUUCAUCCAUCAACGCCUCUGACAAAGAUCAUGGUAACUGGUAGGGUUCUGAAGUAGAGUAUCAAGGGCUAAAAGGAAAGAAUUCAUUCCUGUGAAGAAAAACUUUUAAGUCUUUCUGUUUGUUUUCUGUUACCAUAUUGUAGCUAUCAUGACUAGAUUCUUUUUUGUAAUCUUCUGGUAGCUCCAGGGAGAGUUGAUGAUAACACAGAGCUAUGUUGUUGCACUGAUUAAUAUGCAUCAGACAUAGCUUUAAGGCAAGUUUUUUUUCUUCAUAGAUUAAAAUUUAUAGAUGCCUUUUUCAAGAUGAGCAGAUACUUGGACUUCGUGAAACCCAGCUAUUGUUCCAGAUAAAUUGGAAUAUGGCAAAACAUUUAUAGCUCAAUAAAUUCAAUACUGGGGAAGACUGCCAUGAUGUUGGAUAUCAGGUGGGAGGAAAAAAACAGGUAGAUUUAGCUCUAUUGUUUUAUCCAGUUUCUUGAUAACUACUGCUUGGGAAAUUACUUGCACCCUGUAACUUUCUAGAAGCUGGAUUUAAUUAAUUUGAAACUGGUUGCUUUGACUAUUUUUGAAAAAAUAAUUUAAAAAAUCUGUCAUUGUGAAUGCUAAACUGGCCUCUGUGUACCCGAACAAAAAUUGUGUUUUCACGUGCAGCUGUUGUCCAAAAAGUCUAGAUAUAUUCAGCAGAAAUGAAAAGCAGAGAUGUUAGAGCUAGUAGAGCUUACUAGCUUGGCCGGGGUGACUUCCUCUUAAGUAGAGCUGAACUGUAUGUGUAAAUGCACAGUAAGCAAAUGUUAGGUUAUGGACUUGCGAAGACAGAAAUUUUGAAGGAUGCACAGGAUUGGCUUGUUCAUAUAGAAUUAAUCAAGCAACACACUGCAGUUCUUUCGAAGUUUUUUCACAUACCCGAUUUUUUUCUUAACUAGUAAUUUUACUAUCUCAACUGAGUAGUUCUUGUGAGCAGAGAGAUGGUUAAUUAAAAGGCCUCAUUCUGUGCAUGUUUCACACUGUCGCUGGCAGAUUGAAAUGAGCUAGUGUUAUCAGAACUGACUUAAUAUUUCUGAAAAAUGAAAGUUUUGCAACUUUCUGAAAAUAAAAUUCUGUGUAAGGGCUGGCUGUUUCUUAAAGAAGAUGGCUACUUUCUACCUUCUACAUUUUUCAAAAUAACUUUUAAAUUAUUAAGGUGAACUCAGGCAAACAGAAAAGGCAGCCGCAAUUCUCUGAAUUGAGAAACAGUACAGAAUCUAUGUAACAGGUUGACUUUUAGGGAAAGAAGAAUGGUCUGCAGUGCUCUAUCAUACUGUAUGAUUAAAAAAUGCUUACUUAGUAAGCUUUGUCUUUUGUGGGAGAUUUUUACUCCUACAACAGAUAGACAUGGAUUAUUGGAAAUUAUCACAGUAUUUAUAAUUAAAGAAUUUAAUUCAAAGUCAUCUUAACACAAUAUUUAGAAUGGUUUUCCUUUUUUUGACAUUGUGAUAUGAACCUGCCAUAGCUGGUAUGUUAAAAUGUAUGUAAAAUUCAGAGUUGGUAAAUGUUCUUUACACACUAGUAAGUAUAGCUGUUUGAGAAUAGCAUUGAUUUGUUAUUAGAAAAUUUCUGUGCGGUUCACUAUAUGGUUUACUGUAGUUAGAAGAUUUUUGGACCACAGAACAACUUCUUGUGUCAUUCCUUUUUGAAAAUUUUAUCUUUAAUGUACUAUAUAGCAUGAUCACUUUAAAAUGAGGAAAAGGGAAGAGGAAGGGAACUUGUCAGAUUUGGAAUGAUAUUUGACUUGAAUUUUGAAUCCACGUAGCAUCUGAUUACAGCAAUGUCUUGUGAACAGACAAGACUGUCUAUGAAUACAUGCUGCUUUUUCCUCAAAACAUUAUAUGCUUAACGUUCUGUAGCUAUAUUUGGAAAAUGGUUUAUGUGACUAUUUGGUGGACUGAUGUGAAGGGGCCUAAACCAUAAUCCAGUUUUUAAGGGGUUCAUGGAUCUUCUCCCCCUUUUUGUAAAUGGGUUUUCUUUUUAAUGAAACGUUGGCAAGUAUCAAUUUUUACAUUCUUGCUUGGGCCCUUCCUGGGGAAAAGCUAAAGUCAAACUACAGCUGUUUGGCCUGAUCUGUUUCCAGUGUUCCUUAGUAUACAUAUGUGUACUGGAACCGGAGACCUGUUACACAGCAUAUACAGAAGUGUGAUUUAGAAUAUAUACAUUUUAACUGAGACUGCUAGCUUUUACAAAAACGAGGUAUGCUAUUUUGUGUGCCAGCUUGCCACAUUUCCACUGGCUUAAUCAAAUUUUAAUCAAGAUUUUCACUGAAGUACUGAAUUAACUGUUUUUUUUCAGGAGCGGUUUAACUCUCACAGGAUUCACUGUGCACAGCUCUUCAUUAUCAGGUUGGUUAUUUGGUUAAAUUAUUAUACAUAUUUGUGAAUAAACACAGUGUUUAUUUUGUCCCAUUUAAACCUGCAGUUUGACCAAGGUCAAAUCUGAUGUCUCAAAUCAGGAUGAUAAAAGGAAGUUUAUGAAGAUGAAAUGUUUUAGACUUGAGGUAAUAUCACUGACCAGCAGAUGGCACAGAUAUCUCAAAAAAGAUCAACCAUAGGUUGUUCAAAACUGUAAAAUCCAAAUGCAGAUUUAAAAAAAAAAAAAAAAAUCCCACCUCCAAACACCACCACCACCAAACCUACAAACCAAAAGCACCGGUUCAGUAUCCUGAAUAUAAGGGAUACAAUAGCUAUUGAGCAAGCCAGUAGGGAUUGAUUAUGGCCAGAAUAGCUGAACAGAAUGUUUCUGAUCAGUGUUUUAAAUUAAUAACAACAAAGUAAGGAAGUUAUAGAAAUAAAUUGUAAAAAUAGCCCGUCGCUCAUUUUAAUAAAUAAAAAACUGCCCAGUUGUGAGAGCUGGAGGAGUUAAUUGUCUGUCUCCCCAGAGAC